Messenger RNA from Porites lobata, 8283 nucleotides. NCBI's taxonomy places the organism in Eukaryota, Metazoa, Cnidaria, Anthozoa, Scleractinia, Poritidae. The record is from the annotation of a GenBank genome assembly.
AUGCUGGACUACAUUAUAAAUCAAAGUUGCGACGAAAAACGUGUUGUGGACGUUGUUCAUGUUGGACAAAGCUCAAAGGUACGGAAAAUUGAUUGAACUGAAGACACCUUGAACACACAAAAAGACCACGCCAUUGCUUAGACAUGAAAUCUGAGUACAACUAAGGCAUGAUAGAAUGAGAAGGACUUAAAUCAUUUACAUAGCUUUUUUGUCAAUAUAAAAGACUCUGAACAUCUAACAAUAAUAAUGCAACGGUUUAGUCUGGUGUCAAAUUUAGGAACAAUUAUAUUCAUGUUCAAGUGUGAUGUUAUAAUGUUGAAGUUGCUACAUAGAUAAUUGGCUGUAGAACCACAAUAUCAUCGUAUUUUUCCAGACACCAUCAAGGCAAUUUUUAAGAUUGUAACUUCAAAGACAAUUUAAUUGAGCCCACAGAGUUUUGUUAAGGUGAUCACUGGUCACUAUUACAGACACUGGUACUGACUUUAUUGUAGCCAGUGCCUGUAAUCAAGAGGCUUCGUUGGUCUGUGAACCUCAUAUAUGACUGAUUUUGUAGAUUUUUUGUUAGUUAUAUAUAGAAACUGACAAUGUGUCAUUCUUUGUGAAAAAAUAGCAGUUGUAAAGCAUUAAAAGCAAAGAGUGUCCUUCAUGGUACAACAUGGCCAAAGAUUCUGAGGUUUAAUGUUGCAGUCACUUAUGUUAUACAGUAUUUUUAUAAAUUUCGGGGUGUGAUUCUAUCCAGGGAACUAAUUUCUUAGAAUUUUCAUGGCCCAUGAAAUCAACGUAUAUGGUUUCAUGGCCCAACAUGGCACAUAUUUAAUGGUAUAUUGAUAAACCAUGAAAUCAAAGUUAUCAUUUCUCAUUUUUUACGACCCCUGAAAUCUCUGAGUGUAAUUUUCAUGGCCCAUGGAAUCUAUAACACACCAACUUUUCAUGGUUCAUGAACCCUGGUGGCAGAUAUUUCAUGGCAAUUUCAUGAGCCAUGAAACCCAUUAUCAACUUUUCAUAGAAAAUUCAUGGCCUGAAAAAUAGGCCAUGAAAAUGAAAUAUCUGUAUUCAGGGCCCUGAAAAAUGCUUUCCUGGGUUUUUAAUGGCAUUUUCAUGGGAUUUUCAUAAUAUUGCAGUUCAUAGUCAAGCCUCGCCAAGAAUCAGGUCCGUGCGAUAACUUCAUAUGCGAGAUAUCUGGAACAACAUUUCACCCAAAUUUAUAAAGCUUUGUACUGGCAUGCAUGCUUUGAGAAGCACAAAAUAUGGCCGCCAGAAUCAACGGACAGAAACAUCUGUUGCUGAGUUUUCCUACAGAUGCGUGAACUCAUCGCUUAAGGAACUCAUGAAGAUUAAAGUUAACUAUUUAUUCUGAGACAAGGAAUGUUUAGCGAGCAAAAUCUCAAAAAAUCGUCAAGGAAACGUUUUUGAGAGCGGCUCCGCGUAAAUAUCAACUAGACGUGGAAAUAGUCAAAAAAUGACCUGGCCUCAAACUAAGCCAGAAUAAAGCCCUAUGGGCCCUAGUUACAAAAUCGUUGGUUUAAGUACGAUCGAGUGAAUAAUAUUUUGUUAACGAAUUUUUUUCUUCUCGAGGCCUAAAAUAGGAAAAAAUCAUGCAAAAUUAUACAGGAAAGAUAGUAAAAACAUGAAGUGUCAUUAUAUUUUAGUAGCCAACUUUAUUUUAAAAUGUACUUACUGAAUAUGACUCUAAUUUCGAAUGAUUUUUUCCCAUUUUAGGUCUCGGGAAGAAAAAAAUUCGUUAAAAAAGUAUUAUUCACUCGAUCGUACUUAAACCAAAGAUUUUGUAACUAGGGCCCAUAGGGCUUUAUUCUGGCUUAGUUUGAGGCCAGGUCAUAUUUUGACUAUUUCCACGUCUAGUUGAUAUUUACGCGGAGCCGCUCUCAAAAACGUUCAGACGCCGUACUUUUCAUGUACCGAACCUAACUGAAUAAGUUCGACUUUGGAGCGACACUGGCGCGACAUCUGAUUCAGACGGCGUACCGUGUGUCGAACCUAAGUUAAUUUCGACAAAAGUUCGACAGACUCUGUCGAACUUAACGCUUUUGCCGCACCAAACUAAAACUGCCGUACCAAAUUGAUUCAGACGCCGCUCUCAACGUAACUUCAACAAGAUUGGCGAAUGUUAUUCAGAAAAUUAUUUUCAUUUGAUCCCAAAAUGUCCAGUUUGUGUUUUAGACAACUCUUUAGUGACAGUUUAUUUUGUUUUUGCCGCAAAGCUCGGAUUUUCGAACAAUGUGCUGUCGUCUCCCCCCGUUUUUCCGCCCGUCCUUGUUCUUAGAUCAAAACUUACCUGACACUUGCUUUCAAAUCCUUGUAACGUUUUUAUCCUUAUCCUAACAUGGAGAAGAAAAUAGCUCACGAAUUAGGAUUGCCGGAGUAACACAGUUAAUUUCGCUGCGACAAUUACAUUUCAAUUCUGCGGAAAGUGCUUUAUUGGUAGUAAACGAGCUCCGCUAAAAACGCCUGCGUGGGAGGCUACACGUAAGCGGAAGUUCAGAAAUUCGAUGAGGUUCGUUGCUAUGGUGUGACGUCAUAAACCGGUUAAGUUUGACAGCUUGAAAGGUCCAGCUAGGCUAAGAAGCAGGCAGAAAAGCAAUAGCCCGCGGCAAUAGCGUCAGUCAUUUUCCGGGCGCUAAUUUCUCUAAUCAAAAAAACUGCCUUUUUUGUACAAUAUCUAUUCCUGCUGAGUAUGAUGAAGUCUGUUUUUUAAGGAAUCGGAUCGACUGCUGACAUUUAAAGAUUGGAUUUCAUAUUAGGUUGAGCAGGCAAAAGUGGGAAAGUUCAGUUUUCCCGCGGUCGCGUGCAGCAAUGGGUCCCUUCGAACUUUGGAGGGUUGAAUUGCUGCACUCUUCUUCAGAUGCUGAUAAAUCGUGGUCAUCGAAGCAAUGGUAUGUUUUGGAUGCCAAGAUAUGUGGAGGGUACGUUAGCAAGUUCUUGUCAAGCAGCCCAUUAGUUUUGAAUUUUCCGAGUGAAUUUACCUCGGUGCAGCGCUCAGAGUUGAAAACUGGCGGGAUUUUGGAUGACCGGCACUUUCAAGACAGCAAAGUGGCAAUCGCCUCUCUGUUUGGAGUUGUCUCUGCCAUUCUGCGGCAGAAAUUUAAAGAGCGAGAAGCGGCGAAGUAUCGCUUGCUAGUCGAUGCGAUAAAUUCGCUUAAAAUUGGAAGAACCGAAAUGUAGACAAGCGACAUCGACAUUCGACCAGAGUCAAGCGGGACCGACCUUCUGCCUCCUUCUUCUUCAGCGACUGAAAGGGAAAAGGAUCGACUUAAAGCCCAUCUCGAUCAAGCCCAGAGGCAGCUAGGAUCGCUGUCUGAAGAAGUUAAGAAAUUGAAGCAAGUAAUCGAAAUAAGCGAGCUCUGGAAACUGUAUUGGGUGACAGUGGUGUCAAGUUCCAAUCGCUUCGAGUGCCGGACUGGACUUUAUUGUAUUUUAAACUGCAGUCAAGGAUCCCAGACCAAGCCCGGCAAACGUUACUUAACAUCUCCAAGCUAGGAUGAACCGGCGUAAGUCAUUAAGUUAAAGUUUUGUAAAAGGUUUGAAAAACUAAUGUUGCUGUCUUUCUAAGGUUGUAAAUGUUUGGAUUUCUGCGGGCCCAGUUGUUCGAACGUUGGUUAGCGUUAACCCGGGUUUAAAUUUAACCACCCUUUCUUUUUCUUUUUAUCAUGACCACUCUCUCGGAUAAUUUUCCCUACUCUUUUUAAAGUAUCCAAUCAUCAAAAUUAAUUGUAGGCAAAGAGAAAUAAACUGAAUGUGCUUUUUAAGCUUUCAUAGUUGAGUUCAAAUUUUGCACUAACCUAGGGUUAUCUUAACCUGGCUUCGAACAACCCGGCCAGGCAUCUAAGAACACAUUAAUUAGUUUGUGCUAAUGACUGACUGAAUUAAGCAAGCUCAACUAAUACUUGGUUAAGUUAGUAUUAAGGUUAAUUAAUAUCGUUAAAAGUCUACUUAAUCUUAAGUAUCUGCAUUCGAUUAGUCUUAAGCUUAUUUGCGAUAGUUUUUUUGGCUACAGGAAGAGCAAUCAAAUUUAAUUUCAUACCUGUAUUUCACUUGCUGAGGUUCAAAGAGUUUUUUUCAGUUUUUUUCUAUCACAAAGCCAAUAACCCUUUUGAAGCAAAUAUUUGUUUUUGUAAAGGUGUUUAGGUGCUGUAAUACGUUGCGAAAGUAGAAACUCAAAAGAAUCAAUAGUUUCUUAGUUUGAAUUUUGGUGACGUAAUGUGAAAAUUAACUGAUAACUAUUAAACUCAGAUGCUUACAUUUCUGACAAUCCUGAAAAUCUUGGUUGCCGCCUUUUUGAACCCUGUUUAAUGCUCUGAUGAGCAAACAACAAAGUCGGCUAUGUGAAAAGAACAUCAGAAACGUGAACCCCUUUUUGUUUUGCCUAACAAUGCCGCCUUGCCUAAGUUGCUAAAGCCUAGCAGUGAAAUCAACUGUCAAACAUUUGUUUGAAUUCAUAGUCUACCUGUUUUCGUAGCAAAAGAGGCUAUGGCAUUUUUGAAUCGCACUGUUUAAUUGAGUAACAGAAAAGGCGUAAUAUUAUUCAGUGUUCCAGUCAAUUCUUUCAAGUGGGCGGCCAUGUAAAGCAUAUGAGGGGUCACGAAGACCACAUGCUAAUUUUUUUGUAUUAUUUAACUUAAACUUAUAUGUCAUCUGUCUGGUCAGGAAGCCUUCUUUGUCAGUUCAUUGACCCAAGACCUGCCUCUUAUCUGGAACAAAGAUUAUUACAGAGGGCAGCUAUACAAUCCUACUUAUAUCAUUUCUCAAUGUCUCUUUUUUACCUGUUCUCCCCCUGUCCUUAUCAUAAAGAGCUAUAACUCCACCAAAGCAAGUUAAAUGUAGCAUCCUAUUCAAGAAGCAUCUUUCUCUCCAUUUGUCUCUGUAGGCUAAAACUGACAUUCCAAUCCUUUUGAAUAAGAAUCAACUAAAAGCGUUGCGCCAGAUGGUAUUUGGUGUGGUAAAAAAAGCUUUAGGCAUCAGUCCCUUACCAGAUGGAGCACCACAUGGCUACCAGGUAAACCUGUCAGCAGCAGUGGCCUGGGCUGCUAGAGAGGCUUGACUGCAAGACCCUGAUAAGGAAGAUCUAGAUCUCAAGCUAGAUGGAAGACCAUUUUGUGGUAGGUUUGACAAUAAUUUUGGUUCAUGCAUUAAGAUUUACAGAAAAACAGCACAAUUUUUUUGCCCAGCAUUUGGUUACCAAAUUAAAGCCUCAGUUACUUACUUAUGUCGAGGUUCUGUGAGUUUUAUUUCUUGUCUGUAAAGUGACAUAUGCAUUGAUCAGCUCUGUCAUCAUCAAAUUAAUGUUACUUGUGCAGUUCACUUAAGACAUCAAUCAUAAUUACUACAAUGUCAGUUAGUGAUUGUUUUAAACUAUUAUUAAGUCACCAAAUGAUUACCAAUUGUUACGUUACAGAGUGUUCGUAUGCUUCCUUGCCUUCAUAGGUCGGCACCUGGUAUUGUUUGGCAUUGUGCCUAUCGAUGUUGAACAUGCUUCAAGUGAAAGCUGUAAAAGUAUCUACCCAGUGGCUGUUGCUAAUUCCCAAGAAAACAGGUUAGAACCUGGGUUGUCACUAAGAUUUCAAGUUGCCGGGUAUUUGUUGUUAGUAGCCGGGGAAGUCGCAAGUUUUUUAAGUGCAACUUCUACCGUUUUCCAAAAGGCAUUACUGCCCCAAAAAAGCAAUCUUUAUCAAGAGUACAGCUAUCAUUAGCGGUUUUAUGAUGAUCAUGUCUUUAUUAAAGAAAACUACGACAUUCUGAGACACUAAAUUAAUAAGUUUUUACUUUACGGAAAGGCUUGUUGGAGGGUUUUUUUAGUGGCCGCCAGAUGGGAAUAUACAUGUAAACACCGGGUCUGAAAAAAAUGACAGGUAGGCACCGGUCACGUCAUCCGCACUGUCUUAUGUUCACGCAGACAAGGCGUAUGCUGGCCAGUAAAGUGUUAAAUCACAACAAUAGUUGACAAAUGUUAAAAAUGUGGAAAGGACAAUCGAUUAUUAUAUGGUGCAAAUGGCCGUUAAAAGGGGGAGGGUCAUGCUAAUAUGUGUCCGUGAUCAUGUAGAGGUUCACCCACAGAAGAAAAAAGAAGUUCUUUAUUUUGUAAAAAAAACCUGGGAGAAAUAGGAGUCGAGUGAUCAGCUGUCAGAAUCAGAGUCGGACUCAGCUUAAUGCUGUCAUCUAAAAUGUAUGUAUAUGGCAUUACAAAAACAGGUUAGAAAUAUAUUUUGAGCUCUCAUAAUACUGACUCACCCUAGGAGAUUUUAUCAUAUAUACAAGACGGGGGGGGUCAUGAUAUUUUAGGCCAAGGUCAAGAGGAGGGUUAACCAAUUUCACUCCCAUUCCAGGGAUGGGUCAUCUCAUUUCCGCACCCAAAUUUAAAAUUCCCACCCCCCUCCCCCCCUGCUAAUUUCUGACAAGUCCCUUCAUCUGAUCACGUGUGUUUUGACCAUCUGUCACGUGAAACUUACACAAAGCACAGUGUUGGAGCAAAAGCGUUUGAACCUCCGGUCGUUGUCGCCCACACUCCCUAUCCUUUGGUUAUUACUAUUUUUAUGAUGUGGUAAACAUGUGGUUAUUAUGUAGGCUAGAGUUGACCUUCUUUGAUAUAACCUCACAUGCUGUAUUAUAUAAUCUCAUUUUUCUUGUGCUAAAACUACUACUUUUAAACCAUGAAAUAAGAAAAGUAAAGAGGUUUGUAUCUAAACAAGGUAAACCUCAGCCUCGCAUUCACUCAAAGGCUUGAAUACUAAGCCCUCAAUCAUAAAAUGGUCUAUUAGUGGGUCUAAUUUAUUUCUUAAUCAAGUUCUACAUGCCAUUUGUUUGUAGGGAUGUGCCUGUCCUGGCGUUCCUUGUGGCUAAGCCUGGGCUGAUUGUUUCCUAAAAAGCAAACCCAAUAUUGGGGGUAGGUUCCCGUGUUUUCCUGUAUCAAGUUACACAAAAAUGUGCAACUUAUAGUGUGGUAAUUUACUUUUUAGAAAGAAACAUAUUUUGAGUCACUUUGAAAUUCUACUUUCCUGUAUCUUGCAGUAAGUCGGUUUGGGCCGUAAAAAUGGAAGUGACAUUGUUAGUUCUUAGAGUUUUUCUUUUUCUUUCAUGACAGAUGGAAGGGUUUAAGAGAUGACUUGCUCUUUCUCCUUGAAGAGGAGCUAUGUGAUAUGAAUUUGUGUGCUCUGCAUUGCGAGCUCACAAACACUGAGCAAUUGUUAAUUUCACUUGGGAUGUUUGCCUAUGACUGUGGAAGCCUCAAGGACUGCAAUUUGUACUUGAAUUCAAAAAUAGGGGAUUAUUUUUUGCGUUGUUGGCUUUGUGCCUUUGGUUUGAUCCUUAGAUAGGGUAACCGAAGUAGUAAUUGAUGGUUUGGUUUAUUAUCCUUUCCAUUUUGUGGAAAAAAAUCCUGAAAAGGCUCGGAAAAAUGAGUUGUUCGCAUGGAAGGAGAAUUUUUUGCUAUCCCCACGGUAUUUCCUUUAGAGUGCUCCAUAGAAAAAAAUGCUAACUAUCAAAAUCCUAUUUACAAUUAAUUCGCUUGAAAAAAAGAAAAAAACUAUUCAUUCAAAACACUAUUUACAAUUCCUGUCGAUUUCUAGAUCCUGUCCUUAACAUCUAAGUUCCUCCUUCUCGGGGUUCUCGAUCCCCUUAGGCAUAGGAGCGCGCUCCACAAAAUUGCAAAGGACACUUUCGCCCUGACCCAUGAAAUUGUUUCAAGAUGGAAUGAUACUCCUUUUGCUCCUACAUUGGACCAAAUCAAGAGAGAAUAAUGGACCAAAAUUAAUGGUCAGCCGGCUAAGUGUAUCAGCCCAAGUGACUUUUAUAAAAACAGGUACAUACAAAGGUAUUAGACAGGUACUAAUUGGUGUUGAAAUUGUUUAUUUGCAGAAAAUUACAUUUUGAAUUUUUCCAGGCCUCGUCAGAUGAAGUUGGCCAAAAUAUAGAAGCCACUAAUACUUCUUUUAAGAUUGUGCGUUAGACAAGGACGGUGUUGUGUCGACCUGUUGUAAGAUCUAAAAAGGAAAGCUUUCCCGGUGUCCUUAUUUGAUUGAUGUAAGGAUAAAUGUUACGAUUUGUGGAAAUUAAAUGCCUUUUAACAAUGGGUCGUUUGUGUCUAGUGUGUCUAGAUUCUGUACUCUGACAACGCUCUGUCCAGCGGCACAUCCCCCUAUUGGCCAUAUAAGGGAGUACGCCCCCCAGGUAACCAUUGCAUGUAAACCAUCUAGUACAAUAGCCCGGGGAGGGGGUACUGCCAUAUAUGGGCUAAUAGCAGUUUACUCUAGGAUAGGGUAUAUAAAUCAGAGC